AUGUUAGUGUUGGUUAGUGGAAUUGUGUGUUGAUAAAAUGGCCCCUAGAAGAAGUGUCCGAUCUGUGAAAAGUGUAAAUAAUGUAAACUACUCGAAUAUAACGUUAGGUGAUGUACUUUGUCCAAUAUGCAGAUGUAUUUUAAUACAACCAGUUACAUUACCGUGUAGUCAUGACUAUUGUUUACCGUGUUUCGAAGGCACCUUGGCCAAUGCGAAUCUCACUUGUCCUUUAUGUAGAAUACGUUUCGGUUCCUGGCACAGAAUUGCCAAAAAGGAUAACAAAAUUGUUAACGAAAAACUCUGGGAUGUUCUUCAGCAGAAGUUUGCCGAUCACGUUCAGAACCGUUUACGUGGGGUUGAGGAAAACCUAGAGGAAGAUGCUCCGAUACAUCUUACAACACCAGGUGAGAUUAGGAAAGAAUAUGAAGCACAAAAGAGACAACAACAGCUGGAAAUGCAAAAAACUAAAGAGAUUCAAGAGAAGGCUAGUGUGGAUCUUAUAAUGAAACUCAAAGAGCAGGAAGAACAUGAAGAGAACUCAAGAAAAGAAAAACUUAGAUUAGAUGAGCAGGUAGCAAGACAAAUUGCAAAAGAUAUGGGUUUUGUUGCAGAAACAUCCUCCAAAAGUGAGGAUAUUAAGAAGAGGCUACGUCCAUUAGAUAAGUUUAUUAAAAAAGGAUCUGACUCGGACAAAAAUUCAGUGGCACCAACAGUUUUAAAGAACAUUUUCUCAACAAAAGUCACUUCCAUCAAACAGAAGAUGAAUUUCACUGUUGAAGUUUCAGACAGUAAUGACUCAAUUGAAAAUGAAUGCAAAUACUUUAAACCUAUUGAUCAUAGAAACAUUCCCCCAUCGCAAUUUGUUACAAUUGUUAAAGUGCCAGCUCGUUUUGAGAAAACAAAUCCAGGACCUAUUAAAGCACCAAGUGGCAAUAGUUUAUUAGCAUUUGGUUGCAAUGGUUCAGCAUUUGCAAGGUUUGAAACUGUAUCUCCAAUUCUUCCACCAACAAUAACAAGUCCAAAUAUGCGUCUCAGAAAGAGGAAGCGGAUAGCGGAGCCGGAAAAACCAAGCAAAGCAUUGAAGAUUCCUAAAGUUGCGCAACAUGCGCCCAAACGUAGGCCGAGUAUUAAAGACUUGUGUUGUAAAGUGGAACCGCCUAAAAGAACUAAAAUGACAUUAAGGGAUCGGAAAAUAUCCGGAUCACCGUUUCGUGGAUUCGAUGCCAGCGAGAUGAAUUUGAAUGGCCUGAAGAGUACGGAGACGAAGGAGGUGCAGAUGAAGAAGGAUUUGGAGUAUGCGAAGAAAUUACAGGAACAAUUUAAUAAGGAAAGGUAUUCGACGCGCAGCAGUAUUACUUGCGGUAAUAAUAUCAGGAAGCAAAGGCAACUUACAAUUACUGAGAUCAUGAGCACAUCAAAAUGCAAGUAAUAGAUGAAGUCUUUCCAAUCAGCAAUUAGAACUUGGGGAAAAAUUAAUACCUGUGUGUCAUUGCUGUUUUUAUUUUUGGGAUACAAAUGUGAAUCGACUACAAUAUAUUGUACAUGAUUGUAAGUACCUUUGGUUAUUUUUAUCUGGAUAAAUUGAACUAUAUAUAUAUAUAUAAAAUGAACUGCGAUAACAAACAUAAUUUAAUACCUCAAUGUAUGUUUCAUUCAAUUGCAAUUAGUUUUUUGGCGAGAUCUAUUUAUUAAAAUUAUGCAAUUGAUAAGAGACUUCGUACUAAGUGGAAGUAACAUUCAAUGAUUAGAUUGCUACUUUAAAAUUUAUUAUGUAUAUACGUUUGAUUACCUAAAGUAAUAUUUGAUUUAAUGUAAGAAAACUCUCGGAGGGGGGGUUGUGUAAACUAAUAACUUUUCUGUCUCAAAAUCCAUCGAAUUGUCGAUAUUCAUAUAAUGGUUCAAUAAUUCAAAUUUGUGAUAAAACACUAAUAU
This is a messenger RNA of Nicrophorus vespilloides, 1932 nucleotides long. RefSeq names its product E3 ubiquitin-protein ligase RNF168-like. The coding region runs from base 38 to 1429 and encodes 463 amino acids. Gene Ontology annotation, biological process: double-strand break repair. Lineage: Eukaryota; Metazoa; Arthropoda; Insecta; Coleoptera; Silphidae. The record is from RefSeq and is a predicted model, not a curated record. The transcript has 3 exons. Gene Ontology annotation, molecular function: nucleosome binding; ubiquitin-protein transferase activity; metal ion binding. Gene Ontology annotation, cellular component: site of double-strand break; nucleus.